Molecule: messenger RNA, 3210 nt
Organism: Orycteropus afer afer
Lineage: Eukaryota; Metazoa; Chordata; Mammalia; Tubulidentata; Orycteropodidae
Gene: RABGAP1
Product: RAB GTPase activating protein 1
Exons: 25
Coding region: 1-3210 (1069 amino acids)
Source: RefSeq, a predicted model, not a curated record
AUGGAUGACAAGGCUUCAGUUGGAAAAAUCAGUGUCUCCUCAGACUCAGUAUCUACUCUUAAUAGUGAAGAUUUUGUCUUGGUUUCCAGGCAAGGAGAUGAGACACCAUCUACAAAUAACGGGAGUGAUGAUGAGAAAACAGGACUCAAGAUUGUAGGGAAUGGAAGUGAGCAGCAGCUGCAAAAAGAGCUAGCAGAUGUGUUGAUGGAUCCUCCAAUGGAUGACCAGCCAGGGGACAAGGAACCUGUGGAAAGAUCACACCUGGAUGGUGAAGGAGAUGCACCUCUUGCUAAUCAACUCUCGGCUUCAUCCACCAUUAACCCUGUGCCAUUAGUGGGGCUCCAAAAGCCAGAGAUGAGUCUGCCAGUGAAACCUGGACAAGGAGAUUCUGUAGUGUCAAGUCCUUUCACACCAAUGGCUGAUGAGGACAGUGUAGUAUUCAGUAAACUAACUUAUUUAGGUUGUGCCUCAGUAAAUGCCCCCAGGAGUGAAGUGGAAGCUUUAAGGAUGAUGUCCAUUUUAAGAAGCCAGUGUCAGAUUUCAUUAGAUGUAACCCUCUCAGUGCCCAAUGUAUCUGAAGGAACUGUAAGACUCUUAGAUCCUCAGACAAACACUGAAAUAGCAAACUACCCUAUCUACAAAAUUCUCUUUUGUGUGAGAGGACAUGAUGGAACUCCUGAGAGUGACUGUUUUGCUUUCACUGAAAGUCAUUACAAUGCAGAGCUCUUCAGAAUACACGUCUUCCGUUGCGAAAUACAAGAAGCUGUAAGCCGGAUACUUUACAGUUUUGCCACUGCCUUCCGCCGUUCUGCCAAGCAGACCCCACUUUCAGCCACUGCUGCCCCCCAGACUCCUGACAGUGACAUCUUUACCUUCUCUGUGUCUUUAGAAAUAAAAGAAGAUGAUGGUAAAGGUUAUUUUAGUGCAGUUCCCAAAGAUAAGGACAGACAAUGUUUUAAACUGCGCCAAGGAAUUGAUAAGAAGAUAGUUAUCUAUGUGCAACAAACAACUAAUAAAGAACUUGCUAUUGAAAGGUGUUUUGGUCUUCUUCUUAGCCCAGGAAAAGAUGUACGAAAUAGCGACAUGCACUUGUUAGAUUUGGAAUCUAUGGGCAAAAGUUCAGAUGGAAAAUCCUAUGUUAUUACUGGGAGCUGGAAUCCAAAAUCUCCCCAUUUUCAAGUUGUAAAUGAAGAAACUCCUAAAGAUAAAGUGCUGUUUAUGACUACAGCUGUUGAUUUGGUAAUUACAGAAGUACAGGAGCCUGUUCGAUUUCUCCUAGAGACUAAAGUCCGUGUUUGCUCACCUAAUGAAAGAUUAUUCUGGCCCUUCAGCAAACGUAGUACUACUGAAAAUUUCUUUCUGAAACUAAAACAGAUAAAGCAAAAGGAGAGAAAGAAUAAUAAUGAUACUUUAUAUGAAGUUGUAUGCUUGGAAAGUGAAUCAGAGAGAGAGAGGAGGAAAACUACAGCCAGUCCCUCAAUUCGCCUGCCACAGUCUGGAUCUCAGACCUCAAUGAUACCUUCUCCUCCAGAAGAUGAUGAAGAGGAAGAUAAUGAUGAACCUCUCUUGAGUGGAUCUGGUGAUGUAUCCAAAGAAUGUGCAGAAAAAAUUCUUGAAACCUGGGGAGAACUACUGUCAAGAUGGCAUCUCAACUUAAGUGUGCGACCAAAGCAGUUGUCAUCUUUAGUAAGAAGCGGUGUCCCUGAAGCUCUUCGAGGAGAGGUUUGGCAGCUACUAGCAGGCUGUCACAACAAUGACCACCUGGUAGAAAAAUACCGAAUUCUCAUCACAAAGGAGUCUCCCCAGGACAGUGCUAUCACCCGGGAUAUUAACCGAACAUUCCCAGCCCAUGACUACUUUAAGGACACAGGAGGAGAUGGACAAGAUUCCUUAUAUAAAAUAUGCAAGGCUUAUUCUGUGUAUGAUGAAGAGAUUGGUUAUUGCCAGGGCCAGUCAUUUCUUGCUGCUGUGCUGCUUCUCCAUAUGCCUGAAGAACAGGCAUUCAGUGUUCUGGUCAAAAUCAUGUUUGACUAUGGCCUCAGGGAACUUUUCAAGCAAAACUUUGAAGAUUUGCAUUGCAAAUUUUACCAGUUGGAGCGCCUCAUGCAGGAGUACAUUCCUGACCUGUACAACCACUUCCUGGAUAUAAGCCUUGAAGCACACAUGUAUGCCUCCCAGUGGUUUCUUACACUUUUCACUGCAAAAUUCCCUCUCUACAUGGUCUUCCAUAUCAUCGACCUACUUUUAUGUGAGGGAAUAAGUGUUAUUUUUAAUGUCGCCCUUGGAUUAUUAAAGACUUCCAAGGAUGACCUGCUGUUGACAGAUUUUGAAGGUGCCUUGAAGUUCUUCAGGGUUCAGCUCCCUAAGAGAUAUCGUUCAGAAGAAAAUGCAAAAAAACUAAUGGAAUUAGCUUGCAACAUGAAGAUUAGUCAGAAGAAGUUGAAAAAAUAUGAAAAGGAGUAUCACACCAUGAGAGAACAGCAGGCCCAACAAGAAGACCCCAUCGAGCGAUUUGAGCGAGAGAAUAGACGUCUACAAGAAGCUAACAUGAGGUUGGAACAGGAAAAUGAUGACCUGGCCCAUGAGCUGGUGACCAGCAAGAUUGCACUGCGAAAGGACCUGGAUAAUGCUGAGGAAAAGGCAGAUGCACUCAAUAAGGAGCUGCUUAUGACCAAACAGAAAUUGAUUGAUGCAGAAGAAGAGAAAAGACGGCUGGAAGAAGAGUCUGCUCAGUUAAAAGAAAUGUGCCGUCGGGAGCUCGACAAGGCAGAAUCUGAGAUUAAAAAAAACAGUUCUAUCAUCGGUGACUAUAAGCAGAUUUGUUCUCAGUUGAGUGAAAGAUUGGAGAAACAGCAGACAGCUAAUAAAGUGGAAAUUGAGAAAAUUCGGCAAAAAGUGGAUGACUGUGAGCGUUGCAGGGAAUUUUUCAACAAAGAAGGACAUGUGAAGGGCGUCAGUUCAGCCAAGGAGGCUUUAAAUGAGGACCCAGACGAAGAGAAGGCGACCCUCAAGAACCAGCUGAGGGAGAUGGAACUGGAACUGGCACAGACCAAGCUCCAGUUGGUGGAGGCUGAGUGUAAGAUACAGGACUUGGAGCACCACUUAGGCCUUGCCCUCAAUGAGGUCCAGGCCGCCAAGAAGACAUGGUUUAACCGAACACUGAGCUCCAUAAAGACGGCAACUGGGGUUCAAGGGAAAGAGACUUGCUGA